Cryptococcus deneoformans JEC21 is the source of this 945-nucleotide messenger RNA. Its product is annotated as HSPC177, putative. The coding region runs from base 111 to 758 and encodes 215 amino acids. The transcript is spliced from 7 exons. Gene Ontology annotation, cellular component: multivesicular body. The record is from RefSeq and is a predicted model, not a curated record. Lineage: Eukaryota; Fungi; Basidiomycota; Tremellomycetes; Tremellales; Cryptococcaceae. Gene Ontology annotation, biological process: vesicle budding from membrane; late endosome to vacuole transport via multivesicular body sorting pathway.
CAUCACCCAGCUUGGGUCCUGUCAUCGAUCCUCGCUUGAAUCUUGACUCGGCUUCUAUUCCAGUUCCAUCCUUCGAACCCCGCCUUACUCCGGAUCCACCCCUAUACACCAUGAAUAGAAUAUUCGGCACAGGCAAAGCGAAACCUAAACCUUCCCUCACAGAUGCCAUCUCUUCCACCGACUCCCGUGUUGCUUCUCUUGAGGUCAAGCUCAAAAAACUCGAUGCCGAAUUGUCCGUUUUCAAGACCCAAAUGUCCAAGAUGCGUGAAGGUCCCGGAAAGGCGGCUGUCCAACAGAGGGCCUUGAGAGUGCUUAAACAGAAAAGGAUGUACGAAAGCCAGCUGGGACAACUUCAACAGCAAACAUAUAAUAUGGAGCAGGCGGCAAUGACCACGGAAAAUUUGAAGAACACAAUGGCUACAGUUGAUGCCAUGCGAGUGGCUAAUAAAGAGAUGAAAAAGCAAUAUAAAGGAAUUGAUAUUGAUAAGAUUGAGAGUAUCCAUUACGACAUGGAAGACCUCAUCGAGCAAGCCAACGAUAUACAAGAAUCUCUAGGGAGGAGUUAUGGUGUCCCUGAUGAAGUUGAUGAGACAGAUCUCCAGGCUGAGCUCGAUGCAUUAGGGCUUGACGACGAGCCCAUAGGAGAAAAUGAAACCCCGAGCUAUCUGCAAGAUGCUCAAUCUUUACCGGAUUUCGUCGAUUCUGCGCCUCUUGAAGAGCUACAAUCUGAACAGCCGACGGCUGAAGUGGCGAGAUAAACAUAUAUCCGGCCUUCGAGACCUGAUUAGGUCGUGUUGGUGCAAGUGUAGUAUUGAUCACAGGAUAAGGAUAGUGUGAAGUUUUUAGUUGGCAAUACUAUAGCGACGAUGAGAUGGAGGCGGUUUUAGUGAGGACAUGGUAUAAGACGAGAGACUCGUUUGAAACCUAUUAAUGCAUCUGUAAUUG